GCUGGUCAACAUUGUAGUCAGCAGCCCACCGAGUGAAGGAGACCGAAAUGCAGGAAAAUAGCACGAAAUUUGGAUAAAAUAUACGCUGAAAAAUGUGCUAUGGCGGCUUAAAAGAUUAAAGAAAACGUCAGCUUUAGGCGGCAGCAGCAUGUUUAAGAAAUUGCGCAAAAUGUUGCCUGUAAUGCGUCCGGGGCACUGGCUCGUGUUUGCCGUCAUCGUCGUCGUCACCUGUUAUUGGUUGCUGGAGAUUCGAUUGGAGCACGCUUUUAAGCCCCUGUCGAAACUGACAGACAACGGCGGCAAGGAAACGGAGCAUUCGUCUCUUGCUCGGAAUAUUCCCACUCUGGAUAACUUUGACUAUGAGGACCAACUGGUGGUGGUGUACAAUCGUGUGCCAAAGACGGGCUCAACCAGUUUCGUGAACAUAGCCUAUGAUCUGUGCAAGCAGAACAGAUAUCACGUCUUGCAUAUCAAUGUGACUGCCAACAUGCACGUCCUGUCGCUGCCAAAUCAGAUCUCGUUUGUGCGAAACGUGACCACGUGGCAUGAAAUGAAGCCAGCCCUAUAUCAUGGGCACAUGGCGUUUCUGGACUUUUCAAAAUUCCAGAUCGCACACAAACCCAUCUAUAUAAAUCUGGUGCGUAAGCCAUUGGAUAGGCUUGUCUCCUAUUAUUAUUUUCUGCGCUAUGGGGACAAUUAUCGGCCGAAUCUGGUGCGAAAAAAGGCAGGCAAUAAAAUAACCUUCGAUGAAUGCGUGGUUCAAAAGCAACCCGACUGUGAUCCCAGAAAUAUGUGGCUACAAAUUCCGUUCUUUUGUGGCCACGCUGCCGAGUGCUGGGAACCCGGCAGCGACUGGGCCUUGAAACAGGCCAAGCACAAUUUGGUUAAUGAAUAUUUCCUAGUCGGUGUCACAGAGCAAAUGUACGAAUUUGUGGAUCUUCUCGAGAGAUCACUGCCCAGAAUCUUCCAAGGCUUUCGCGAGCACUAUCAAAACUCCAAUAAAUCUCAUUUACGUGUGACCUCAUCGAAGCUACCGCCCAGCGAAUCUACUAUACAAACCAUACAAAGAUCAAAGAUUUGGCAAAUGGAGAACGAUUUGUAUGAGUUUGCCCUGGAGCAGUUUGAAUUUACCAGGAAAAAGCUAAUGCAGCCCGAUAAUAAGCACUUGCAACAGUUUAUGUACGAGAAAAUUCGGCCAAAAUGAUCGUAUUGGAAAUUCAAGGGUUACAAGGGCAAACACAAAACCCGAUAUGGUAGAUUAAAGCUCAAGGGUAGCCUUUAAUAUAUCAGGUUAUACAUUUUUUAUUUUAUUUUAUGUUUUUUUUUUGUUUUUUUCAAUAUUGUAUAUAGUUUAUCUAGCUCUGAUAUGUACUUAAAAUCAAGCAAACAACUCGUGAAAGACACUAAAGACUUUAGCAUUGAAUAUCAUUGACAUAUUAGUGAUUUUUCGUAAGUAACGCUUAUUUAGUUAGUUUAAGUCAUGAUAUUAACACUUAAAACCGCUUUCUUAGAGUUAUGUAAGCAAUAUUUAGUAACAAUUGUAACGACUAUUCAAAGCACAACGUAUUUACAUAUGCGUCUAGUUAAUUAUACUCUGUAUAAGUAUUGACAAUACCAGAAAUUAUGAAUUCUUAAGCGAUACGAAAUAUGUGCUGGCUCUGCGCAUACAAUUACCAACUAGUUUAGAUACUUAGAAUUUAUAUAUAAUGUUUAAGUGUAAUUACAUUAUUGGACUCUCAAAUGUAUAUCAGCUUUUAGCACUUGUAGCAGACGCAGACAAACUCAUCAAGUCAAAUACAUGUAAAUACAUGUUCACCAAACGAUUCUAACUUUUCUAA
Messenger RNA from Drosophila virilis, 1838 nucleotides. It is a transcript of the gene Hs2st, whose product is annotated as Heparan sulfate 2-O-sulfotransferase. Gene Ontology annotation, molecular function: heparan sulfate 2-sulfotransferase activity. NCBI's taxonomy places the organism in Eukaryota, Metazoa, Arthropoda, Insecta, Diptera, Drosophilidae. Gene Ontology annotation, cellular component: membrane. The record is from RefSeq and is a predicted model, not a curated record.